Molecule: messenger RNA, 477 nt
Organism: Gongylonema pulchrum
Lineage: Eukaryota; Metazoa; Nematoda; Chromadorea; Rhabditida; Gongylonematidae
Source: the annotation of a GenBank genome assembly
AUGGCGGAACCCGGUGAUGCGGUACGAGUGGAUGAUGUGGAAAACAGUAGCGAUGAGGAGGAGGAGGAUGAGGAUGAAGAGGAAAGCAGUACGACAAGUGAAGACGAAGCUUCGGCUGCAGCAAGCAGCAGCAGCAGCGGUAGCAGCAGCAGUGGAAGCAGCAGCAGCGGAAGCAGCAGUAGCAGCAGCAAAGUUGAAAGUGAGGACGAACAGAGCGAUUAUAAUGUCUGGGAUUCUCCAGAUGAUGGAGCUCAGACCGAAGAAGCGAUCGUAAGGCAUUUUUUAUUAGUAUAUUCAGCAAACUCGUCGAACGGAGCCCUAGAUUUUUGCCUCACUGACGUAUUUUCGUGGAUUUUUUUAUGCGUUUUUGCAUAUAUGAAAAUUGCAAAAACGCAUAUUGGGAAGAGGCUGUCUGUAUGUGUCUGUGUGUUUGCACUUUUUGUCACCCACUUUCAAUUCGAGAACCAGAAAAUCUAG